This is a messenger RNA of Paramecium primaurelia, 1965 nucleotides long. NCBI's taxonomy places the organism in Eukaryota, Ciliophora, Oligohymenophorea, Peniculida, Parameciidae. The record is from the annotation of a GenBank genome assembly.
AGUUAACAUGUCAACAGUUCCACCUAUAAAAUGUCCAACUCAUAAAGAUUACUUCAUAACAAAUAUGUGCAUAUUGAAAUAAUGCACUGAACCUCUAUGUCCUGAAUGCAUACCAAGACACAUAAAGGAGCACGCUGCAAAUGGAUAAAUUCCAUAGAUAGAAAAUAUAUAAAACGUUAGAUAAGAAUAGAAAGCAAUGGUAUUCGACAUAGUGUAGAAGUUAAAUGAAUAAAUGUUUUUGUUAAGUAGCACAGAUGAAAUGGUGAUUAUGAAUAAUUUGUUUAUGAAGCUGGAAUAAACAAAAUAAGAAAUCAUAAAAUCUAUAAAUACGAGAUUCGAAGAAUAUAAACAAGAGUUAUAGAAUAGAUUUAGAGAAGUGAGAGGCAGUAAACAUGAUAACAGUAAAGAAAGUAUUGAUCUGGUUAAGAUGGUAUUGAUUUAAUGAAUAAAAUAUAGUAAUUAUAAAGGAUGGAUAAUUUGCUUAACAAAUUUGAAAGUAGUGAGUAUAUUUAAGCAAUUUUGGAAACCUUUUUUAAUGACAUAGGUCCAUAAAUAUAUCAAAAUUUAGAUAAGAGAUGUUAAGAGUAUUAAUAACAAUUUCCUGAUUUAAUGAUAACGAAUAAUGUUCAUAAUCUUUUAUUGUAGGAUUUGGAUUAAUAUAUAUAGAUUUGUAACAGAAACUAGAAAUAAAGAAUGGUAUCAUUAAGAGAGUAAGAAAUAGUAUAAUAAUUAACAGGAGAAAAGCCAACUCCAGUUUAAGGAUAAUAAUAAUAAUCUCAAAUCAAAAAGGAAAAUGUAUCUGAUAUUAAUGGUAAUAAGGAGAGUAAGUAAUUAUUAAAGAAUAAUGUUUAUACUAAAUCUUAUCAGAGCAGUUAAAAUUAAAAUAUUGCAAGAGAAUACCUUUCUUCACAAUCAUCUUUUAAACCACAAUUUGUACACAACACAUCUGAAUUAAUAAAAGUAAUGCAGGAUGAUUAAGUAUAAUAAUUGAAGAUAGUAAGUUAAUAAUAAAGUAGCUUUAUUUCAAGUAGUGAAGAAAUUUUAGUAAGUUGCUAUGCAGAUUAAAGAAAGAUAUUGAUAUAUAGAAUGCCAAAAUUCAUACAACCAAUGAAAAAUUUAAAUAUAUCUGAUUUUUAAGAGAUUAAUUUAAUUCUAGAUAAACGAAUUGCAGUUGGACAUUAAUGUAUAAUGUAUGGAAAAGACAUAUUAAUAAUUGGAGGAAUUGAAAGAGAUAUAGAUAGAAACUUAAGUAUUUAAUCAGUGUACAAAGUGAAUUUGAUUUAAAAGACUUUAAAUUUGCAUUCAAAUAUGAUACAUAGAAGAUAAGGAUUUGGUGCUUGUUUAGUUGAUACAUGCAUUUAUGUUUGUUGUGGAUCAUCAACAGAUUGUGAAGAUAGUAGUAUAAAUACAUUGGAAAGAUUUGAUGGGUAAAGAUGGACUCCUUUAAGAUCUUGUAUGCAUGCUUGCACAGGAUGUUCAUUAGGAAAUAUUAAUAAUGAAUAUUUAAUUAAAAUAGGUGGAAUUGAUAAGCAAUACGUUAAUAUUUAAACAAUAGAGGUUUAUUCAAUUAGAUAAAACACUUGGUUUGAUUUGUAGAUAUAUGAUAGUUAAGGAAAUUUGUGGAAUGAAAUACCAUUACAUAGUGGAUUAGCAUAAAUAAAUUAGACAGAAUUGAUGGUAUUUGGUGGAUAAUUAGGUGAAGAAUUUACUGAUAAAUCAUAUGUAAUUACUUUGGAUUUAACCACAACUACCAUUAGAUCUGGAAUUGUACGAAGGUAUUUUAAAUUAUUAAUAAUAUUUAGAGGAUUUCAAGUACCUACUAUUGGGUAUGUGGAUUAAGUUAAAGUUUAUGAGAAUUCAGUUUAUGCCAUUAUGACUGAAGGCGUACAUUUAGCUGGGACCAAGAAAACUGUUAUUAAUUGUAAUAAUGAUAAAUGGAUAUAUAUUAAUAAUAUUAAUGAGUGA